UGUUGCACGCAGAUGAUCAGAGUCCUGGAUACUGUUAGGAUUAUGUAUACAGAGAUAAGAUUAAGUGGUGAUUUUUUCAAUAAAACAAUUGAUCAUUUAAUCUGUAGAUUGUCAGGAUAUAGGUGAUAAUGGCCCUCAUCAUUUCAAAAAGAGAUACAAAUAAAUAAUAGUCACAAUUUGUGAUCCAAAUGUUGAAGGCGAAUAGUCACCAUCUGGAAAAUCUAAAGCUAAGAUUGAAAUCUGAUAUCUCUGUUUUUUAACAGGUAUUUUUUUUAUUUAAUCCUGUAUUGUACUGAUGUUUUCCCGUAGAUAUUCUAGAUAGAGAAGGUUGUGAAAAGUGAGAGACACAAUUGCUUUGCUUGCAUUGUGCUUGAUUGCAAAUAACAGAUGUGAAUUAUUUUCUGGUUGAAGACCAUAAAAAGUAUUUCCUUAAGCAAACCGCAACCACCCAACGAGAUAUUUUGAUACAACUAAUGACCAGAGAUAACAAACCAUGUUGAAACAGUGGGUUUGUCUGUGAAGUCCUCCCUUCACAGGUUUAUUUAGGCCUAGCAGUGUGGACCCCAGCCCAUAAUCCUCCUGCAGACACACCUGCAGAGGAGAGUAUAAAAACCCUGGACUGCACUGAGUCAAACAUCAAGCCUCAAACAGUCUCUCCACACAAGCUCCACAGCCUCUGGACUGACCCUGAAGAUGACUCCCUCUGCCAGCCUGCUGCUGCUGGUCCUGCUCGGCCUCUCUAAGGCUCAGCCUCUCCAGGAGGAAGGAAGCGCAGAAGAAGUCCCAGACACCAUGGACAUCACCACCAGGAUUCUGACUUCUAACAACGCCACCAAUGAGAUCCUGCUGGAAGGAGACCUGCUGGCUCCCAGAACCAGAAACGCCAUGACGUGCUGGUCCCAGAGUUGCCUGUGGAGGAAAGCCUCCAACGGCUUGGUGAUGAUCCCCUUCACCAUGAGCCGUGAGUUCACCAGCUGGGAGAAGCAGAAGAUCGACGUGGCCAUGAAGUCCUACCAAAGCAGGACCUGCAUCCGCUUCGUCCCCCGUCAGAACGAGUACGACUACAUCAGCGUCGAGAACAGAGCCGGAUGUUUCUCGGCUCUUGGCAGAGAGGGAGGCAGACAGGUGCUCUCUCUCAACAGGCAGGGCUGCCUCUACCACGGCAUCAUCCAGCACGAGAUCAACCACGCUCUGGGCUUCCAGCACGAGCAGACCAGGAGUGACCGCGACCAAUACGUCAGGAUCAACUGGGAGAACAUCGAUCCACGAAUGGCCUACAACUUCCACAAGCAGCCCACCAACAACCUGAACACUCCCUACGACUACUCCUCCAUCAUGCACUAUGGAAGAACAGCCUUCUCCAUCCAGUACGGGAGGGACUCCAUCACCCCCAUCCCCAACCCCAACGUCCAGAUCGGCCAGAGGCAGGGCAUGUCCCGCGGGGACAUCUUGAGAAUCAACCGGCUCUACAGCUGCUAACAACCUUGUUGAUGCCAAAUGCAACAAACUCAAGUUUUUCUGUUUGUUUUUUCUGUAAUUGAAUAAAAGCUUCUAUAACCUAUGGAAUCGAUGUUAAAGAUUACAGUGCCUUUAACCACAUUCUUUCAAAUGGUCAAAUG
This is a messenger RNA of Seriola aureovittata, 1619 nucleotides long. RefSeq names its product high choriolytic enzyme 1-like. Gene Ontology annotation, molecular function: zinc ion binding; metalloendopeptidase activity. Lineage: Eukaryota; Metazoa; Chordata; Actinopteri; Carangiformes; Carangidae. The record is from RefSeq and is a predicted model, not a curated record. The transcript has a single exon. The coding region runs from base 694 to 1479 and encodes 261 amino acids. Gene Ontology annotation, biological process: proteolysis.